This is a messenger RNA of Papaver somniferum (opium poppy), 684 nucleotides long. RefSeq lists its product as uncharacterized. The record is from RefSeq and is a predicted model, not a curated record. The transcript is spliced from 5 exons. The coding region runs from base 1 to 684 and encodes 227 amino acids. NCBI's taxonomy places the organism in Eukaryota, Viridiplantae, Streptophyta, Magnoliopsida, Ranunculales, Papaveraceae.
AUGGUCUCUAAAAUAUGCGAUGCUCCUACUUUAGAUGAUCCAUCUCUUCGUGGAGAUGCCUCUGCGAUAAAUCCGAACCUCCAAUUCACAAUCGGCUCUUUGGGAGCUCGUUUAUCUUAUAUAAUCUCCUUAGACUACCAAAGGAGACUUAUUAAACUUGAGAAAGAAAAUGCCAAGCUUAAAGAUGACAAUUCAACCAAUUAUGAUUUGAUUCGCAGAGCCCGAGAAAGAAAUGAUGAACUCAUUGACCUGGUUCUGAAUGAUGCUAGAAAGGAUUUAUCUAUAAACGUGAGUCUUCAAGAUGAACAUUCCGCACUGGUUAAAGACAUUGUUUCAAAUUAUGAAGAUAAGGAGAAGAAUUAUCUUCAGAAGAUUGAAGAAUUAAAAACUCACUUAGCUUCUGAAGAAAAAGAUUUAUCUGCUCGCAACUCUAAGUAUCAACAAUUGAAGAAGAACUUCACCAUCAUGGUUUCAAACAAUAGUAAUGAUGCUAAUCGUGCUCGCGAAUCUGCUGUUAAGAAAGUCUGCAUUGAGAAUAACAUCCCUCCUACAAAGUAUAAAUUUCCAGAAAUCCCUGACAAUGAAAAUAUUUAUGAUAUUUCAGACAGUGAGGGAGAAGAUGAAGAAUCUGAAGAAGAAAUAAGUGGUUCUGAGGCUGAGCGAGAUGAAGAAGAUGAAGAUUAA